Messenger RNA from Mollisia scopiformis, 2292 nucleotides. Its product is annotated as TRP-domain-containing protein. The record is from RefSeq and is a predicted model, not a curated record. Lineage: Eukaryota; Fungi; Ascomycota; Leotiomycetes; Helotiales; Mollisiaceae. The transcript has 4 exons. Gene Ontology annotation, biological process: fungal-type cell wall biogenesis; transmembrane transport. Bases 1 to 2292 code for a protein of 763 amino acids.
AUGUUACGACAAAUUUCCUCGUCGACUAUUUCCUUAUUGUUACUCGCAACCCUCUCGGGCAGAGGUCUCGCAGAUCAGAUCCUCCAAACGUCAGGGUUCAGUACAUGUUUAUCAGGUUCAAACAUCACGGUCCAGAAUCUCAACAUAGAAUACAACAAUGAUGCAAAAACAGUCACUUUCGAUGUAGCAGGGACUAGUGCUACGACUAUGAACGUCACGGCAACUUUGAAUGUGACGGCCUAUGGAAUAUCUGUUUACUCAAACACCUUCAACCCCUGCGCUGAUUCAACAUAUGUCGAGCAGUUAUGCCCUGUUCCAUCAGGCACGUUUUCCGCCUCCGGUACUCAAUCAAUUCCUUCCUCGUACGCAUCAAUGAUCCCAUCGAUUGCUUUCAGUGUUCCGGACAUUGCCGCACAAGCAACAAUGGAGCUCAAAGCUCUUGAUACAGGAGAGGAUGUAGCUUGUAUAACAUCAAGUGUUAGCAAUGGAAAGACUGUCAGUGUUGCUGCCGUCUCAUAUAUCGCAGCAGGCGUGGCAGGUGCAGCUCUUCUUGUUACAGGAGCAUCCGCACUUGGUGCAGCAGCUAGUGGCGGAAGUACAGCAGGAUCAGGAACGAUGAGCCCAUCAUUCACGGAAGUUUUCACCUGGUUCCAAGGCAUUGCUAUGAAUGGUAUGAUGUCCGUCAACUACCCGACAGUCUACCGAAGCUUCACAAAAAACUUCGGAUUCUCUACCGGCAUUAUUCCUUGGACGGCCAUGCAGACGUCUAUUGAUAACUUCCGAGCCGCGACUGGUGGCAACUUAACGGCGGACAGCGUUCAGUAUCUGCAGAAUGCCACUCUCGUAUUUGGAGACGGAUCUUCAACUACGGUGUCAAGGAGAGCUUACAAUCAGUUCAUGAAUGGAAUGAUGGUAGCUCGGGACUCUAUUUCCACCAGCACAAGCAAUACUACCACUGCGGGUUCAUCGAACUCGACUUCCACAAUUGAGACGACAGUUGCUGGUAUCAAGGCAUAUGUUGAAGAGCUUUCGGUUCCUCAAGCAAACACCUUCAUGACUGUCCUCUUGAUUGUCGCCUGUGUUAUUGCUGCUAUUGCUGUGGGUAUCCUGUUCUUCAAGGUCGUCCUUGAGACCUGGGCUCUUUUCGGAUCUUUCCCCAAGGGUCUGAUUGGUUUCAGAAAGCAUUACUGGGGUACCAUGGCACGAGCUAUUGUCCAAUUAAUUUUGGUACUCUACGGAGUCUGGGUGCUCUACUGUAUCUUUCAAUUCACUCAUGGAGACUCCUGGGCAGCAAAACUUCUCGCCGGUAUCACGCUCGCGCUUUUUACUGCUGUCCUUGCCUUCUUCACGUUCAAGAUUUGGCAAACAGCUAAACGCCUAAAGGCGAUGGAAGGCGAUGCGUCCGGCUUAUACGAGAACAAGGACUUUUGGCUCAAGUAUAGUCUCUUCUACGACUCUUACAAGAAGGACUUUUGGUGGUUGUUCGUACCAGCUAUUAUUUAUAUGUUCGCCAAGGGCUGUGUUUUGGCUGCUGCUGAUGGACAUGGACUUACCCAAACUAUUGCUCAACUUGUCAUUGAGUGUCUUAUGCUGGGACUUCUGAUCUGGAACCGCCCCUACGAGAGACGCUCCGGAAACGUGAUCAAUAUCUUCAUUCAAAUAGUUCGAGCCCUCUCUGUAGUCUGUAUUCUGGUCUUCGUCGAAGAGCUCGGCAUCGCUCAGACAACUCAAACGGUCACUGGUGUGGUCCUCAUUGCCGUACAGUCCGUUUUGACUGGUGUCCUCGCAAUUCUUAUUGCCGUAAACGCCAUCAUCAUGUGCUGCAAAGAGAACCCCCACCGCAAGCGUCGCAAGGAAGCUGAAAAACUCAACCGCGAUCUGGACAAUCUCACCCCGCUCGACGCCCGCAACUCGCUUCUCAUGGACCCCACAAAGCUAAACUCUUCCACAACCUACGACCAUGACCCAAAACACCCACUCACAAAAACGGUAUCCGAGAAUGACAGCUUUCUCAACGAGCCCGCAAACCCAUACUCAAAUGCAACACCCAUGCGACCAUUCACUCCCCAAUCUAGCGUGGCAAGACCAUACACACCAGAAGGGUACAGGAUGGAGAUUCAAAGACCAUUCACGGCGGGUAGUCACAGGACACUGCACUCAAUGGAGAGCCGAGAAAAUCUCGUCCAAGGAGCCGCAUCGUUGGGUGGUGUAGAAGGAAGUCCGCCCAGAGUGCCAAGGGUACCGAACCAAUACGCUGCCGGUGGUGGAGGAUAUAGAGGCGUUGCCUACUAA